Messenger RNA from Beauveria bassiana ARSEF 2860, 1152 nucleotides. Its product is annotated as oxidoreductase family protein. The coding region runs from base 1 to 1152 and encodes 383 amino acids. Gene Ontology annotation, molecular function: nucleotide binding; oxidoreductase activity. Gene Ontology annotation, cellular component: cytoplasm. The record is from RefSeq and is a predicted model, not a curated record. Gene Ontology annotation, biological process: NADPH regeneration. The transcript has 2 exons. Lineage: Eukaryota; Fungi; Ascomycota; Sordariomycetes; Hypocreales; Cordycipitaceae.
AUGGCCCCGAUUGGUAUCGCCAUUAUUGGCAGCGGCAUAUUUGUCAAGGAGCAGCACAUUCCUGCCAUUCUCCAGUGCGAGCUCCUCUCCCUCAAAGCCAUCUUCUCCCGCUCCCUCCACUCCGCCUCCGCCGCUGCCGCUGCCCUGCCGCCCUCCGCGUCCCCGCCGGACCUGUACGCUGAAGACGCCGGCCCUGGCCGCGCCCUCGCCGACGUGCUGGCCCGCGCCGACAUCACCGCCGUCAUCGUCGCACUGCCCAUCCCCGCGCAGCCCGCCUAUGUGCGCGCCGCCCUGGCCGCCGGCAAGCACGUGCUCGCCGAGAAGCCCAUUGCCCCAGACGUGGCCGCCGCGCGGGCCCUCAUCGCCUACAGCACGAGUGACGCCGUGACGCGCGCUGGCGGCGCGGCGGCGGCGGCGGCGGCACCCACGCUCUCCAUCGCUGAGAACCAGCGAUUCUUUCCGCGCUUCACGUUUGCGCUGCAAGAAGCUGCCGCCGCCGCUGCUGCUGCUGGGGAACGGGACUUGGGCAGGGUGACGCAUUUCUCGGUGCGGGUCAGCGAUAUGGUAGGCACGGACGGCAAGUACUACAAGACAGCGUGGAGGCAGGCUCCGUCGUACCAGGGCGGUUUUCUGCUCGACGGCGGUGUGCACUUUGCGGCCGGGGCGCGCAUGCUGCUCUUGCUAGCGACGAACGCGGGUUUAGGCCGCACCGAUGCAUCGUCGACGGUGCGGGCGGAUUCACGGCCGGCAAGGGUCAGCGCGCGCACGGCGCUGGUGCGAGAGCACCUGCCGCCGGUAGACAGCGUCGCGGCGCUGGUAACAACGCGGGGCGGCGCGACGGGCACGUAUCAGCACAGCGUGGGGUCGACCAUCUCGGCGUACGAGUUUGAGGUGGCGUACGAGCACGGGAGCGUGCGCGUGCGCGAGGGCACGGUGACGGUCGAGUUGAGCGGCCGCGAGCCGGUGAGCAGGACGUUUGAAAGGGCGAGCGGCGUGCCCGAGGAGGUGGCGGCGUGGGCGGCGGGAUUGCGAGAUGGGAGGCCGGAUCCGGCACAGUCGCCCGAGGAGGCGCUCGCGGAUUUGGAAUUUAUUGAAAAGAUGAUUCAGAGCGGUGAGCAGGAUGGAAAGUGGCUUGAUUACGAAUUCCAGUGA